This is a messenger RNA of Melanotaenia boesemani (Boeseman's rainbowfish), 3217 nucleotides long. It is a transcript of the gene tnfrsf1a, whose product is annotated as tumor necrosis factor receptor superfamily, member 1a. The transcript has 10 exons. Lineage: Eukaryota; Metazoa; Chordata; Actinopteri; Atheriniformes; Melanotaeniidae. Gene Ontology annotation, molecular function: tumor necrosis factor receptor activity; tumor necrosis factor binding. The record is from RefSeq and is a predicted model, not a curated record. Gene Ontology annotation, cellular component: signaling receptor complex; membrane raft; mitochondrion. Gene Ontology annotation, biological process: inflammatory response; signal transduction. Bases 181 to 1362 code for a protein of 393 amino acids.
GCCUCCUCAUCCACAGCGACGAACGUGCAGGCUCCGGUGCCGCUCUGCCUUCAGGAGAAAGAAAGUUAUUUCAACUUAAAGAACCGUUUUACCGAUGAACGACAUUAAAGACCGGAAAGAUACCUCCGUGUGACAGACGCUCUCCAGGUGGCCCCAGAUGGAUUGAAUCAAGUCUGGAAUAUGGAGGGAACUGGGCAUCUGCACAUGCGGAAUAAAAUUCCCUUCGUUGGCAUCUUACUGCUCUUAAUGCACAUGACUGUCACUGGUUUUACACUGCAAAAUUCAGAGAAGCAGUCAUGUCCAGCUGGAGACUUUCUCACUGAUGAGGGAAUAUGUUGCAACAAAUGCUCGGCAGGUUUUAAGCUUGCAGAAAAGUGUCAUGCUGCAGGCCAGAGGAGUAACUGCACAAUUUGUCCCAAUGGUGAAUUCACAGAGCACAUGAAUUCCUUCCCCAACUGCAGACGUUGCAAAACCUGCAAAGAAGGGAACAAUGAAUUUGUUAAAGCCAAAUGUAUACCACACCAAAACACUGUUUGUCAAUGUAACCCUGGUUAUUACAAAUCUAAAAUUGACUCACAAACAUAUGAGUGUCUCCGAUGUACACCAUGCCAACCUGAUGAAAGGCAACUUCAGAAAUGUUCAGAGGACAAAAACACUGCAUGUGGAUGUCAGGAAAACUACCACAAAGUUAAGGGCAAGUGCCAGCCCUGUGAGAAUUGCACAGAGCCUAAAGAUCCCAGUACAACCCAUAAGCCUACAAAAGGUCCAGACCAUAAGCUGUUCAUCCAAGUAAUUGCUGGAAUUUUGGCUGUGGGGCUCGUAUUAUUAUCACUGGUGAUUCUCCUCACCUAUAUGGUCACAAAACGGCAUACCAAGAAGAAGAUGAAGAGUACUUCCUUCCAACCGACUAGCACUUCCCUCGACUCAUGUCAGCAAAACCUGGUCAAUACUAACGAACCCUCGGAUAACAGCAGUGUGAAAACCGUCGCUUUCACACUGCAAACCUCUAUGAGUGAACAGGACAUGGCCAUUCUGCCUGAUUGUGUCCCCCUGGAAAUAAAGAUCCCUGACCUGAUCUACACAGUGCUGGAUCUGGUUCCUGUGCAGCAGAUGAAGCAGCUGGUACGUUCUCUUGGCUUGAAGGACACGGAGAUCGAACAAGCAGAGAUGGAUCACAGAUCCUGCAAGGAGGCUCACUACCAGAUGCUUCGGAUGUGGGCUGAGAGAAGCUCGCACUCAGUUGGAAGGGGUCGAUGUGGAAUACUACACCGACCGCUUUUAGAGGAGCUGUUAGACAAACUGAGACAGAUUCACCUGGGUUGGGCUGCAGAAGAACUUGAGACAAAGUAUGGCAUUCAGUGAUUCUGUCAUGCUUGCCAAGAUGCAUAAAGAGCUCAUAAGACCAAGUAUUGUUCACUGAGGGGACUCGUGUAUGGAUAGCUUCAAAGUGCACAAAUGAACAGGGUGCUACAAUCAAAGCAGCGGUUUAAUUUCACUGCAAACCAGUGAGACUGAGGACUCAGCCUUUCAUGCUGUGAACAACUAGACGCAAACGAACAAUCUUUUGUUGCAGAGAAAAAAUUAAUUUUGUAAUAUGUAGGUUCUUUAUUCUAAAGCAAGACGAUUGCUGAGAGGACGUGAUUUAUGAAGCUAGAACUUUACUUAUAUUAGCCUGAAGCUGAUCAGCUGGCACACCUCAGUUAAAAUGCAACAAGAUCCACCUACCAGUAUGUCUGAUAAGCCAGAUAAGUAUCUCUAAAUUUUUAGAACAAAAGGAAAGGAACAAAAAAAAUUGUAAUUUCUUUGUUUUGUUUUUGUAUGGGAAAUUACAGAAUGUAACAGCUUUUGGGUCUGUGGCCACGCUUUGGGGUGUUAUAAUAAGAGGCAAAUUGUAAUCAUCUCUUCAUCUAUGCAGUAAUGUUUGAUGCUUUAUUAAUCAAUCAGACAAAGUAAAAUUACAACAAAUAUGUAUUUGAUAUUUUUAAAGCUACUGAAAUAUAUUUAGGGUUAAAAUUUAAAUCUAAUAUAUUUGUUUGCUGGGCUUUUUAUGCGCAAAAAGUCCAUCAAUAGGAGACAUUAUCUCUAAUGGCUUGUGUUAAUCAGAAAUAUUCUCUGUUUUAGUAAAGGAGAACGUAUGCACAGAGAAUAACGUAAAAUCUCAGCCAUGUUUUUGCAUGACCCCAGUAUGUUUGAGCUGUCACAUUUUUAUUGCUUUAAUAAUCUGUAAUGUUAGAAAGGGCCUCAAUGUUUCAUUAUCAUUUUUUUUACAAAUUGCAACAGCAGCUGUAAGUUGACAAAGUAAUAUGUUGUUUUUAAAAAAAAAAACCAUUUGGUUUUCCAAAGAACUUGCACAUUUCCAAAGAAAAUUCAUCAAUUUGCAUGCAAUCUAACAUUUUCUUAAUGUAGUUUCUAUUGUUUUGCUUUUCAUUCAUGCAAACUUGUUAUAUGAAAAAGUACAUUUUUACUCAUUUGUAAAUAAGAGGUUCUAUAGACAAAUAUAUGCUGUCUAUUUAGUAUCACUAUACUGUAAUCAUUUAGAUUUUUGUGUUUUUAUGAUUUCAAACACAUGUAUUUUUAUGUAAUUGAUUGUAUUUUAGUACAAUUUUCAAUUUUCUAACUUUUAUAUAUUUAUAACCCAGUCUUGUAUAACCAAGACAGUGUAUUAUACCUACCUACUUUAUCAUUUUUUAAGUCACCUAAGCUACUCUUUUUCUCUUAUUUAGACACUUAUAUGUUAUUCAAACACUUAGAAAGAUGAAAAUGAUUGGGUUUUGUUUUUCUACAAGGAAGUGUCAAAUUAAAUGGUGGCUAUUUAACUAGUGUCAUAGAUUUAACAAGUAAUGUUUUAAACGUAGUUCCCUAUUAGGAAGAUCUACUUUAUUAGAAAUAGCAAGACCUGAGGAAGUUCGUACUUCCACCUUAGUGGUGAGCAGACUCGUGCCAUGUUUUACAAGUCCUUGACAGCCCUAUUCACGUUUUAAAAAACCCUAUCAUAGAAGCAUUAUUUGUGACUGUUGGAGAAAUCAGGACACGCCUUGUCUGUCUGUCUAAGCCUGGCAACUUUUAAGAUGCCAGUCUUGGCCUGCAGAUUUGAACAAGCAUUGGUGAUGCACAGAUUGAAGGUGUGUCAUUCAAAAGCAUUCUUGUGCUGUUUUACAGUGUAUAUUUUUGUUUAUAAGUGUCAAUUUAUGAAUCCAAAAUAAAGUUGUCAACUGUG